Molecule: messenger RNA, 960 nt
Organism: Caenorhabditis remanei
Lineage: Eukaryota; Metazoa; Nematoda; Chromadorea; Rhabditida; Rhabditidae
Exons: 5
Coding region: 1-960 (319 amino acids)
Biological process (GO): sensory perception of chemical stimulus
Cellular component (GO): membrane
Source: RefSeq, a predicted model, not a curated record
AUGGAACUAACCGAUCCCGAGGAGUCGUCUGAUUCAGCGACGUUUGCCAUUCACUCAAUGCACCUGGCAAUCUGUACGGCAGCGUUCGCAUUCAACUCGUUUCUUCUCUAUCUUCUCAAUAAGUGCUCGGCUUUUCACACUCAUAUGAAAAUAAUAAUGAUCAAUCAAACGAUGGCUGUGAUGGCUGCCGACGUCUAUCUCCUACUCCGCUCCACGCUCGCAUUGUUUCAAAGUUACGGUGCUAAGGGUACUGUACCCGUCGACGAAUGUGCGUUCUCCACUUCCGUUCCAGACUCACUUUGUAUGCUAUUCAUUUGGUUUCCGUUCUUGUUGGUGGUUGAGCGAUUCUACGCAUCACAAAACUAUCAGGACUAUGAGAACAAUGAGGCACCAAUCAUUUUUAAACUUUUGUGCGGGGUUAUGUGGAUCCCAAUGGGUGCAGAAAUCAUCGCGUUCUGCUUCAGUCUCACUUUCCCUUCGGAGGAUCUUCACGGUUGCCAAUACACAAGACAAUCACAUAUGCAACGAAACGCGUGGUUUGUCAUUAUCGCCGUCUUCUCCGCAAUCUUUUCCUUGUUCUUUAAAGUUUUGGAAUUGAUCAACAAACGCAUCGAGAAUCACUCUGUUCGCAACGACUACGUAUUCAGUUGCCGCUAUCAAAUCAGAGAGAACGUCCGGACAUGCCGAUUCGCGUUCUCCCUAUUGUUACUCUUUUUCGUAUUCUUCUUUAUUUUCUUCCUGUUCGAUAGAAACUUGGAGAGCCAGAAGGAGAUUUCAGCUGCAAGAAGGGAGUACCUCUUCCUAAUCUUCCCAAUGUUUGCCCUCAUCUACUCUCUCCACUUCCUCACCGCCAACUCUUCUCUCUUCGAAACAGCGAAACGUGCUCUCCAAAGUUUCCACCAUCAGGAGCAUGGUAAGUGUCCCCCUUGUCUCUAUAGUUCCUUUGUUUUGCACGCUUAA